Messenger RNA from Glarea lozoyensis ATCC 20868, 1434 nucleotides. Its product is annotated as tryptophan dimethylallytransferase 1. Gene Ontology annotation, biological process: alkaloid metabolic process. The transcript has 3 exons. NCBI's taxonomy places the organism in Eukaryota, Fungi, Ascomycota, Leotiomycetes, Helotiales, Helotiaceae. The record is from RefSeq and is a predicted model, not a curated record. Gene Ontology annotation, molecular function: transferase activity, transferring alkyl or aryl (other than methyl) groups. The coding region runs from base 1 to 1434 and encodes 477 amino acids.
AUGCCUGUCAGCACGGUUUCAGAAACGAAUUCCCCACUAGACGAAGUGGUCUACAACACUUUAAGCGAUGUCUUUAGUUUUACCAAUGAGGAUGAAAAACGGUGGUGGCACAGCACAGGUCCAAUGUUUGCGAAGAUGUUGCGUAUGGCGAACUACGACAUUCACUCUCAGUACAAGCAUCUUGCUAUUUACAAGAAGCGAGUAAUUCCAUUUCUAGGAGUCUAUCCGGAGAGAGAUAGCAACGACCGAUGGUUGAGCAUUCUUACACGCUUCGGUACCCCUUUCGAGCUCUCUCUUAACUGCUCCGACUCGGUUGUGAGGUAUACGUAUGAGCCUAUCAACUCUUCAACAGGCACUGCGGAUGAUCUUUUUAACACUCACUCAAUCUGGAAAUCUUUAAAUGAACUGGUCGCUAUUCAACCGGAUGUUAAUCUCGAAUGGUUCAAUCACUUCAAACAAGAACUCACUCUCAGCUCCGCGGAAUCCAAAUUUCUCGCUGAAAAAGGCCCGCUUAAGACUGGAAUCAAAACGCAAAAUAAACUUGCCUUGGAUCUCAAGGGAGAUCGUUUUGUGUUGAAAACCUACAUCUACCCGGAACUUAAAGCUAUUGCUUCUGGCAAGUCAACCGAUGAGCUCAUUUUUGAUUCAGUCCGUAAAGUCUCGCUACAGCAUAACAGUAUUCUUCCAGCGCUUUCAGUAUUGGAAGAGUAUGCAAAGUCACGCAGUGGCUUGAACAGCACGACAAGUGUGCGACUUCUUUCUUGCGAUCUCGUCAAGCCAGCUAUAUCCCGAAUCAAGAUCUACAUUUUGGAAAGAAUGGUGUCGCUUCCGGCUAUGAAAGAUCUUUGGACACUUGGCGGACGUUUUACCGACCCAGCAACAGUCGCGGGCUUUAAGUUGAUUGAGGAGCUGUGGGAUUUACUUUGUAUUCCAGAAGGAUUACAAACAUAUCCCGCUUCAUAUCUUCCAAUAGGCUCAACCCCCAACGAGCAAUUACCGACAAUGGCCAAUUACACGUUGCAUCAUGAUGAACCUAUGCCUGAGCCACAGCUGUAUUUCAACACCUUCGGCAUGAACGACAUGGCGGUCGCUGAUGCACUAACAACCUUUUUCGAGCGCCACGGCUGGACAGAAAUGGCACAGAGAUACAAAGAAAGCCUGCAAUCUUAUUAUCCACAUGCAAAUCACAGCGCUCUAAAUUACCUUCACGCUUACAUAUCUUUUUCUUAUCGGAAAAACAAGCCGUAUCUGAGCGUUUAUCUUCAUUCGCUUGAAAGUGGCGAUUUCCCCGUCUCACCAUUCGGCACGGACCGUCAAAAUACUAAGAGUGCUCCAACAACCUCAGUCACGGAAAUUAACUUUUGUGAAGAAAAGAUCGAUUUCUUCGGGGUGGAAAAUGUACCCAGCGAGGCAAAUAGCGUGACCGUAAGAUGA